This is a messenger RNA of Wallemia ichthyophaga EXF-994, 1893 nucleotides long. Its product is annotated as Rap1 GTPase-GDP dissociation stimulator 1-B. The coding region runs from base 1 to 1893 and encodes 630 amino acids. Gene Ontology annotation, biological process: positive regulation of GTPase activity. The record is from RefSeq and is a predicted model, not a curated record. Gene Ontology annotation, cellular component: cytosol. The transcript has 12 exons. Lineage: Eukaryota; Fungi; Basidiomycota; Wallemiomycetes; Wallemiales; Wallemiaceae. Gene Ontology annotation, molecular function: protein binding; guanyl-nucleotide exchange factor activity.
AUGGACAUUUUCUUGAACAUUUCCAGAAUCUGUCCAAACGAUACAGCAAAGGUUACAGAGGCUUCCAGGAAUCUAGCCGAUAGUCUUCGUACUUCUGAGCGGAGAGAUCAGUUAAGCUGUGUGGAAGAUAUACUUGAAGCACUCAAUCUACAAUUCAAGCAGACGACUGCUAUCGACGACGAUAUCUCCCAGCUCGAGAGACUGACACAGCUGUACAGGGUAACAGCUAACAUCUGUCUCGAUAGCAACACCAACAGACAAAAGUUAAUCGAUGCCGAUGUUGAUAUCUCCGCUUUGGGGGUACUCAAAUCACUCACACCCCAACAAAUCUCGAGUCAGCCAUACGCAUUCAUGCUUAGGGCUGCUUUUGGCACUCUAAUAAAUCUCAGCCAAGACUACUCUCCUUCCCAAGAACGCCUUAACAACCACGACACUCUGCCGAUAGUGGUCAAAUUUCUCAACAGACGCAAUAUUCAAGCGAAUGACUCUGCUACAGCUGUUACCCAUUCUUAUAUUUAUGAGUGGGGAUGGCGAAUCGUUAACAAUCUACUAUCGACUGAAAAUGCUAAAAUUGAGCCUGGAAGCACUGAGGUAGAUGCUCUAUGUUCUUGGGUGGAAGCAUUUUACAGCCAAUCAAUUGAAGAUGAAUAUGCUGGAUUAGAAGAUGAAGAUGAGUUGCAAGCAGUAUAUGAGGAAGACUUAUCUUCUUUGGAGAGUGCAACGCUGCUAUUAGAAACAUUCGCGUUCGAUUCUGAGGCCGCACGUCUUUUACUUGCUCAAGAAGAGAAACUUGAUGUUCUGUUGUCUUUUGCAGAGACUCGUGAGCUUCCAAGAGCAUUAGCAGCUAGUGCAGAUCAGAGCUCAGUGGAGGAGUGGUCUAAAAUUUAUGAGGAGUGCAAGGCUGCUGUUGGGAAAUGUGUUGUCGGUAUUGCUAGUGAAGAUCAGCUGAUGAGCUUCUUCUUUGACAACGGCAGAGCACCGUUUGUGCAAAGGAUGCUGAGAUGGUUGGAAAGCGAUUUGCAGAGACUCAACAUUAGUGGUACUUUGGCUAUUGGAAACUUGGCAAGAUCUGAGGAGAAUUCUAUCAUAGCUGUGAAACAAUUCAAGAUUAUACCACGCCUCGUACAAUUGCUCCGAGACGAUGAUGUGAAGGUAUCUCAUGCUUCCAUGUGUCUACUGAAGAAUCUAUCGCUGCCUGCGUCUAACAAGGACGAAAUUGGUGAUAGUGGGGCAAUGGAAGCAGCUCAAAAGUUUCUAUCGCUCAGCUUUUCGCACGUACAGCCUCUUCAAUUUGCGACCGUUGGCUUUUAUAAGCACUUGUGUACGCAACAGUUUUGUAACACACUCACAAUUGUGAAUCACGAACCGUCUAUACUCGACUCAGUGCUUGUUCUGAUCAGCAAAAGUGAUGACGCAGGUGUAAAGAGUGAAGGAACACGUAUAUUGGUGCAUGGAAUCAAAUCUUGUUGGAUUUCUGCAGGCGAAAAGGCUCAAUAUGCCAGAUCAAAGUUCACGAGCCAUCCUGUUGCAAAAGCUUUAGUGGAGUUGUUGUGCAAUUACCGUAGAUACCAGAUCUUGAUCAACGAGGCCGUCAUGGGUCUCACUCUGCUUGCAUCAGAACGUAAAGGUGCUGACUACAUACUCGCAGAGACUUCCAAGCUAGCACCAGCUAUCAAACAAGUAUUGGAGGAUGAGAAAGAGAUCAAUAAGAAGGUCAAGCUCAACGUCUGUAUUCUCUACUCUAAUCUAGUCCUGAAACAGACUCAGGAAAAUUCAAACGCUAAGCAGCUCAAAGGCCUUCUCGAACAAGACAUAAAGAGUUUGUGUGACGAUAGCGAUAACGAGUUAUCCAAGACUGCUUCAACGGUAUUGUCAGCUACGACUUGGAGCUGA